CAAAAGGAAGGACAAAAACAACAGCGAAUGUAGGCGACAAACCUAUCGCACAAUAAACUAAUUUUGAACAAAACUUGACUGGUCAGUUGAGGUAAAUCAACUGCGUAAACCUCAGGCGCAAAUUGAUAAAACCGGUCAUUUUCCUCGUCCACUGACGAGCGAUAGUCGUUCGCAGUUCUUCCUGUAUUCGCUCCAACACAAUGAAAAUGUCCUAAAAGUGUUGAAAACACAAAAAAUAUCCAACCCAAAGUUCUAAAUUCGUGAAAUACAGUGCCUCAUUUGUGUACAGUGCAUUAAAAUUGUAAAAAUGCGUGCAACCGUGGUAAAUUUGUUGUUUUUUACACUAUCCAUGUGCUAUGGGCAAGGUAAUCUGCCUUUGCAAGUUCCGACGCCUCCACCCAGCCUUCAUAUUGGAUUGACCGAAAGAAUAGGCAAUUUUUCCGUUGAAUUAUUAUAUCACACGGCUAAACUGCAAGAAAUGAAACAGAACUUGGUAAUAUCACCUAUAACUGUAUGGACAGUCCUGGCUGUAAUAGCGGAAGGAGCUUCAGAAGGUACAGCAAGGCAGAUAAAUCACGCAAUAAGAAUAAAAACAAGGAGCAGGGAAGCUGUACGGCACGAUUUCAAUGAAAUGGCAAAGUGGCUUCAGGUUAAAACCAAAGCAGUCCAACUUGCGAAAAUUAACGCUAUUUUUGUUAAUAUUGACUCACUCCCUAGAGCAGACUUCAGUCAAUUAGCAAAAAGCUACUAUGAUACCGAUGUUGUGCCAUUAAACUUUAAUGAUUCAGUCACUUCUGCAAAUUCUAUAAACAAUGCCAUAGCUAAUGUCACCCACGGAAGGAUAUCAAAGAUAGUAGACAGCAGUUACUUCCAGAAUACUCAAAUGAUCCUCACCAGUGCUGUAUACUUCAAGGGAGAGUGGACAUUUCCUUUUAACACUACAUCAACGUUCAAAAUGCCAUUCUACAGCAGUGCAGGUGUAAAAACAGGAGAAGUGAACAUGAUGUAUAAUCGCCAAAAUUAUCCAUUUGCGAAUGUUCAAGAAUUGCAAGCAAGAGUCAUAGAAAUUCCGUAUGGUACAUACAACCGGCUGUCAAUGCUUAUAAUGCUGCCACACCCCGAUGUUUCUUUAGAAACAAUGUUUUAUAAUUUCCAAAAAGUGACACUGGACAAAGUUUUUGAAGAACUAAGGAUUUCCAAGGAAGAAUUUGGGGAUGACGAAGUGGAUUGUCUAAUUCCUAGAUUUAAGAUAGAAACUAACUUAGAUCUGACUGAUAUUUUGAAAAAAUAUUUUUACAUUCAAGAUCUGUUUGAUGAAAGCAGGGCAAGGCUCCCCCGUAUGGCUGAUUGGCCAGUUUACGUUUCCAAAAUUGUACAUAAAGCUGAAAUUGAGGUUACGGAAGAGGGUACAACUGCCUCUGGAGUUACGGUUGCUGAAUUUAGUAACCGCAUUGGGGUUAUACGGUUUGAAGCCAACAGGCCUUUUACGUAUGUGAUUAUAGAAAAGGCCACAAAUUCUAUUGUUUUUGGUGGAGUUUAUCAACAACCAUCUUUGUUUUAAUUAGAAUCUCAAUAUUAAACAUUGAAUAUACUCAAAAAUCAUUAAGCUGUGAUCACUUGGCAAAAAUUGUCUCUGAUAUGUAAUACUCGUUACAUUCACAAGAUAUUUAUAUUUGGUGAUUUUUAUAAAGUCUUUGUAACUGAUAAUUGUUUUCUGAAUAUAAUUCUUUAAUAAAUAUAAGUAUUCAGGUCUUGAAUUGGCAGAAAUUUAUAUUACUUAGGUAAGUACUAAGACUACUUUUGUUUAAGAUUAUGUUUUGGUGCAUCAUUCUUUAAUAAUUUUCACACAGAAAAAUAUAUACAGUAAUAAAUACAACUUAUCUCAUUACCUGCCCCAUGAAAUAAAUCUAUGGACAUUAACUAUUCCUAGACCUUGUAUAGGGAUAUUAUGAAUCUCUGUCAUUAAAUAAGUUAUAAUAGCACUUAUGUCUCAUUUUAGAGCUAGUCAUCAUAUAGAGCAAGAUCCCAGAGCCGUAAGACACAACUUAUUUUCUAAAGAAUGGAUCUUUCGAUACUCAGUAGUCUUUCAUGUACUUUUAAUACCUGCAUGUUUGUGAGACUUGCCCGGUGACACCUGCGCAGGUACCAGGCGAGAAAGGUAACUAAAAAUCACAGUUACUUAACUUAAAUUUUUAUGACUGAUUUUUAUAUAUAUUUUAUAGACUAUUACUCUGAAGUCAUAUCAGAGAAGUCAGACGCUUUCCAUGCGCCAAAACUUUUGUCAGACGCUUUAAAGCUCUAUCAAAAAAAAAUUAACUUAAUUUAUUUUUAAAUGUCUGACUUUUAUAUAUGUUAUUCAGAUAACUAUUACAAAGUUGUAUUAAAUCAGUCAGACAGUUUGUAAUGACCAAACACCCCUUAAACACAAGAAUUACUCAGCCUCCAGUAUGAGCGCGAUAGCACAAUGCGCAUGCGCGUCAGAGUAAAAUAUCUAAUAUUUGAAAAGUACUUACUGUUUUCAAUUUCAUAUUUUUGCAUAUCUAUUCAAAUACGAUGAAAUUUAUAAUUAAAAUAAUAAUUAAUCAUUUUUAAAAUAAUAUAAUAUAUUGCAUACUAGCUGUUGCCCGCGACGUCGUCCGCGUAAAGUUCGAGUUGAAUCUUAAUCAUACAGUCUGAUACAGACAGACAGACAAAAAAAUUAAAAAAAAAUUCUCUAUUUGUUUCAGUCAAAAUAUUAAAUGUACAGACAAAAUAUUUUUACCGUAUGAUUAUAUGUAGUAUUUUGAUUUUCAGUUUUUUUAAUAAAUACUCAAACAACACAAAAAAAAAACAUUUUUAAUAAAAAUUAAUAUAUAUCUUGUUAUUGUUGGGACUCGAACUCGGACCGCCAACUUCACAGUCUCACGCGCUAACCACUGGACCAUCGAAGCCGUUGCGGUGGUGUCGAAAUUAAAGAAGACUACAUACAUAUGGUCAUGUCUAUAUCCCUUGCGGGGUAGACAGAGCCAACAGUCUUGAAAAGACUAAAUGGCCACGUUCAGCUAUUUGGCUUAAUGAUAGAAUUGAGAUUCAAAUAGUGAUAGGUUGCUCGCCCAUCGCCUAAAAAAGAAUCCCAAGUUUGUAAGCCUAUCCCUUAGUCGCCUUUCACUUAUAUUUAUAUGUUAUAGGUUUACUAUUACUAUACUAUUUUUUAAUUGUUUAUGAUUUUAUUUUUACGGAAAAUUCUGCCAGCAACGACAAUCUAACUGAUGAUGAGGACGAUGACUUGAGUGGACAGUAUAGAGAUUUAAUAAAUGAUGAAAAUUCAAAUGAUUAUUUUGAUGAUGAAGAUGAUAAAGAGACAAUAAAAUAAAUAUUCAAUUGAUUAAUCAUAAUUAAUUAUUUUUUUAUUGAAAUUAUUAUAAUAGAUAUAUUUUUUUAAAUAAAAUAAAAAUCAUUCUUUUUGAAAGGCUAUUGCUACAAAAAAAUUCAUUUUCCCCUAUUUAUAAACAAAAACAGUAAGUACUUUUCAAAUAUUAGAUAUUUUACUCUGACGCGCAUGCGCAUUGUGCUAUCGCGCUCAUACUGGAGGCUGAGUAAUUCUUGUGUUUAAGGGGUGUUUGGUCAUUACAAACUGUCUGACUGAUUUAAUACAACUUUGUAAUAGUUAUCUGAAUAACAUAUAUAAAAGUCAGACAUUUAAAAAUAAAUUAAGUUAAUUUUUUUUUGAUAGAGCUUUAAAGCGUCUGACAAAAGUUUUGGCGCAUGGAAAGCGUCUGACUUCUCUGAUAUGACUUCAGAGUAAUAGUCUAUAAAAUAUAUAUAAAAAUCAGUCAUAAAAAUUUAAGUUAAGUAACAGUGAUUUUUAGUUACCUUUCUCGCCUGGUACCUGCGCAGGUGUCACCGGGCAAGUCUCACAAACAUGCAGGUAUUAAAAGUACAUGAAAGACUACUGAGUAUCGAAAGAUCCAUUCUUUAGAAAAUAAGUUGUGUCUUACAGCUCUGGGAUCUUGGACCAAUAGGGCCACAUAAUUAAUUAGAAUUAGGCCUUGGAAAAAGGACAAUAAAAAUAUAUUUUGUUCAAUCAAUUUUGCAGUCCAGCCUUCGCGGCGUAAAACGCGCUACGUCGUUUUUAUAGCGCGAACAACUUGCUGUUUCAAAAAGCUUUUAAUGCUAAGCCUAAUUAUGUUUACACAUAUAUUUUUUUAAUAGAAUUAUAUGUAUCUUAAGGUUUUUUUUUAUCUAUUCUUCCUACCCUGUUAAGGAUAAAAAUUCAAAACUAAUGUAGUGAUAAAAAGAGAAUUACGAAGCAAGGGGUUUUCACAAAACAUGAAAACAAAAGUGUAAAAUGAUUCACAGAAAUAACAUUGUGAUCUGUUUAUGCUCUCUUUAACAUGUAAAUAUGAACGAAAUGUGCAAUUUUUUGAUGUGAUAAGAAUGACUAAUAUAAAAAAUGUUUAUGA
Molecule: messenger RNA, 4442 nt
Organism: Amyelois transitella
Lineage: Eukaryota; Metazoa; Arthropoda; Insecta; Lepidoptera; Pyralidae
Gene: serpin-4
Product: serine protease inhibitor 77Ba
Exons: 1
Coding region: 308-1561 (417 amino acids)
Molecular function (GO): serine-type endopeptidase inhibitor activity
Source: RefSeq, a predicted model, not a curated record